This is a messenger RNA of Trypanosoma theileri, 717 nucleotides long. RefSeq lists its product as uncharacterized. The transcript has a single exon. The record is from RefSeq and is a predicted model, not a curated record. The annotation marks the transcript as partial. Lineage: Eukaryota; Euglenozoa; Kinetoplastea; Trypanosomatida; Trypanosomatidae.
AUGCCCAUGUUGUCGUGCCGUGUGUUGUGUCUGUUGGCCAUUGUGCUCUGCUGUGUGGGUGUGGCUCAUGCUAAUGCUGCUGCUUCUGCUGAAUCACCAUAUAUGAUACAAUUGGUGACGGAGGCAAAGAAGUUGGCGGAAGUGACCAAGAAACUGAAAGAGGAGUGCGACACCGCCGGCAUGGCUGCUCGACAGGCCGGGGAAGAAGCUCAUGUAUUUGCUGAGGAAACUAAGACUAAUCUCGAAACAAUUGCUGCUGAUCCAAAAAAAGUGGAGGAAACGAAGAGUAAAGGUGAUGAACUCAUUAAAAAGGCAAUGAAGGCUGCAGAUGAUGCGAAAAAAGUGGCCGAGAAAACGACAGAAAGUGCAGAUAAAACUGACGAUCAAGCCAGCCUUGCUGAGUCAUCCGCAGAAGAUUCUGGACAGCAAGUACCGCCAGAAAUUCAGGAUGUAUUGAGUGCAGUUAAAGAUGCACAAAACGCGGUACGUGAGGCUGCAGGACAUAUCGACGCUGCGGAAACUUAUGCUAAUGGUUUGAAGGUUGUCCUGCAGCAACUCGACGCCGCAGUUGUUGUUGCUGCUGCCAAAGAGAAGGAGGAAGAAAAACAGGUGGAGCCUCAAACACAGCCACAGGAACAGACAAAUGAAACAUCUCGUCUACCCAAUAAUGCUACAAUAACGAAUGGCACCAAACGAAAUGACGGCAGCAGCAGCCCU